GCAGCGGUCCAGGGCUCGCGAAAAAAAUCGAAGCGAGGAGGAGGAUCUGGUAACGGUGCGCUUUGAGAAAUAUCCUACAUCCCGAGUCGCUUAUCGAAAGGCUCGGCAGGAAUUUACACUUUCUUGUUAGAGGUCACAGAGCAGGGUUGCGGUUGUCGUCAUGGCAUCUGGAAGUACGAGCAGCGAGGAGGAGCGGAGCCUGAGGGAGUGUGAGCAGUACGUGCAGAAACACAACAUUCAACAGCUGCUGAAGGACUGCAUUGUCCAGCUGUGUACCUCCAGGCCAGACAGGCCCAUGGCCUUCCUCAGGGAGUACUUUGAGAGGCUGGAGAAGGAGGAGGCCAAGCAGAUCCAGAACCAGCAGAAGGCCAGCAGUUCCCGUUCAGACUCACGCGACGAGGAGGUGUCUCCGCCAAUGAACCCUGUGGUGAAGGGCCGCCGACGGAGAGGAGCCUUCAGCGCAGAGGUUUACACAGAGGAGGAUGCAGCCUCAUAUGUCAGAAAGGUCAUUCCAAAAGACUACAAAACGAUGGCUGCCUUGGCCAAAGCUAUUGAAAAGAAUGUGCUCUUCUCACACCUGGAUGACAACGAGAGGAGUGACAUAUUUGAUGCAAUGUUUCCAGUCACCUAUAUUGCUGGGGAAACAGUCAUUCUGCAGGGUGAUGAAGGUGACAACUUCUAUGUGAUCGACCAAGGGGAGAUGGAUGUGUAUGUGAACAAUGAGUGGGUGACCAGCAUUGGGGAGGGAGGCAGCUUCGGAGAGCUGGCACUGAUCUACGGCACCCCGAGGGCGGCUACAGUCAGAGCCAAGACCAACGUUAAACUGUGGGGCAUCGACAGAGACAGCUACAGGAGAAUACUUAUGGGAAGCACUUUGAGAAAGAGGAAGAUGUACGAGGAAUUCCUCAGGAAAGUGUCCAUCUUAGAGUCUCUUGACAAAUGGGAGCGUCUGACAGUCGCCGACGCCUUGGAGCCUGUGCAGUUUGAGGACGGACAAAAGAUUGUUGUGCAGGGGGAACCUGGAGACGAGUUCUUCAUCAUCUUAGAGGGUUCUGCAGCCGUGUUGCAGCGUCGCUCAGAGAACGAGGAGUUUGUGGAAGUUGGCAGAUUAGGACCAUCAGACUACUUUGGUGAGAUCGCUCUGCUGAUGAACCGCCCCCGUGCUGCCACCGUGGUGGCCCGCGGCCCCCUGAAGUGCGUCAAGCUCGACCGGCCUCGCUUCGAGCGCGUCCUGGGCCCCUGCUCAGACAUACUCAAACGUAACAUCCAACAGUACAACAGCUUCGUGUCGCUGUCCGUCUGAGGGAGCCUCCCUCUUCAUCCUCUUCCUCUCCCCCCACACCCUUCACCUUCCUCUCUCUAUUCAGACCCAGGGUCCACCAAUGCAAUUUGCUUUUUGUCACUUUCUUUUUGUUUCUGUUGGCUUGUUUUUUUUUUUCUCCCCCCCCCUCCUCCCUUCUUUGUUUUCCACGCACAGAUCAUUUUGUUGUUACCACACGUCACGCAGAGGUGACUUUUAGCCAUUCACCAGCGCUUGUACCAGCUGCUGUACGCUACCUUGUAGGCACAGUUACAUCACAUGUUACUUACGUUAUAUAUGUAUUUGCUGGUUACGCUUUCUUUUUAAACACAGAGCAGGAGAAAGACUUUAGGGUCUCAGACCGAUGAGACAGACAAUCAGACUUUACAUGGCGCUUUUGGUGAAUUCGUUACAGAUUUCUGUUGUAGAUUGAAGUGAAGAGAAGACUGCUUACUCCCCCCGUUUCAGAGUUUCCUUUUUGACAUCAGUUAGCUUGAAUAGAUACACAGAGUAGAGCAGAACCUAGAAAACUGUAGAAGGCAGGAAGAAUCCGAACCGCAGCCGUUCUUAGGUUUCAGCUGUAAUAUGAUGCUCCCAUUUUGUUUUUCGGUUACCUUUCGAUUGGUAUGAUGAGACAAUGACGUGUCUGUUUUGCUUAGUUUGAGAGAGCUUGUACAACUUUAAGAUUUUUUUUUUUAUUGUGCAGCUACCAGGCUAGUGCCAAAUGUUGAUUAUUGUCACAACGCAAAGAUGCAUAGCCGUGGAAAUGCAGUGCGUGUUCUGUUCCCUGACUAUUCGGAGCUCCGGCGGGAGGUAGUUAUCACCCUUAUUGUCCUUUUACUCGAUAGAACGACCAUACAAGAACUGCCUUGACUACUCUGAGGAAAAAAAAAUAUAUAAAUAAAAAGAAAGGAGAAAAAAAAAAAAGAGUAUUAAGUGUAUUUCAGUAUUCAGUUUAUUUAGUAUAUACCAAAUAACUUGGUCACUCUUCUGCUAUGGUUUGUAAUCAAAAAUGUUAUCAUAGUAUAGUUAAAAUGAUCAUAGUUCUAUUAUUAUCAUUGACUAAAUGAUAAACUUAUGGUUUGGAGUGAUGGUGAUCUUUAAAAAAAAAAUAUGUUUAACUGUCUUUUGUAAACACUUAUUUUUCCAUAAAUUCUAUUUUAGGUGUCCAGUGCCACAAAGUAAAUAAAUGCUUCUUCUUGUCAACUGACAAAAACAGUAUGUAAUUGUAUUGUGUAAAAUGUCAUGGGUUUUUAAAAUAGAUCAAAAGGGUUAAUUGCAGGUUUAUUGAAGUGAAGAAAAAAAAAAAAAAGAAAAGCUGGAUGGAUUUUCAGGACAUCUGAAGUAUUUAUGUAUCAAAGCUUGACGCGGGCGAGCUGACGGGCAGAGCGAGCAGAUAUUUAUUUCAAACUAGUGUCAUUGCUUAUUGCCUAUUUGAAAAGGUGGCUGUCUUUUCAUCAGAGUAGCUUGUGACCUGUUCUCUAUGCUUACUUGGCAUGAUGUUUUAGGCAUCCAGUGAUCUGGUAUGAAUGGAAGUGUGUAUUAAAAAGCCUGCAGCUUCGUACAGAAGCAGGAACUUUUGUCAGAUAUUUGGUUUGUUACUCCCUCGCUUAACUGCUUCAUGACUAUUUAGAUGGCAUAAAAUGUUUUCUUUCUUUCUCUCUCUUUUUUUUUCUUUUUUGUUUUUUUUUCUUUCUUUUUUUUUAAAAAAAAGAUCUUUACCAAAAUCACACAAUGUUGACUUCUGGAUUAUAGGCUUAACUCUUCAUUCCUGCCUCACUUGUCUGUUACCAGAAAUGAUCAGUCAUGUUUCUGUUGUUGUCUCAUUCAGAGCACUUGUAAUGCGCUUAGAAAUGAGAUCUAUGUUUGUACGUCCCUUAAAAGACAAAAAAAGAAAAAAAAAAAAAGGUUUGAUUUUGGUGCCGAUUGCAGGGUAGUCAGGUUGGUGAGAAGACCUUUUUCUUAAUGGAUAUGAGUGUACGUUUCCUUACACUUAAACUGAUCAUCUGUUCCCCCCUAACCCUCAGGUUAUCCUUGUGGAUGUGGUGACAUGUGGAUUUGUGUCCAUUAACAACACAUCCUGUUUAUCCCGAUCCACAGGACGUGACUCCGUUAGGGGCGAGGGUUUCACCUUUGUCAAGUUUUCAUGUAAAUAGCUGCAUCAUCGGUUUUAGUCCAAAAUGUUUCUAGCCACACUGCAAUCGUCCCGGUUUGCCUUAGCUUACCUAACCUGGGCUUACAGUAGUAGUCAGUCACUCCUGCUAGCCCGACCUUCAGUGAGUUUGUUCGGCCUGCAGCGCAGAGAGCUGCGGAGCCAUCAGAGGACCAUUCUUUUUCUAUUCUACCCUGUAUUUAGUUUGACCUCCUGUAUGUGCAAAGAUGUUUAUCCUUUUGGUAUAGAUUGUUCCAGAUGGCAGUUUAAGCAAUAAAAAAGUAAAAAAUAA
Stegastes partitus (bicolor damselfish) is the source of this 3744-nucleotide messenger RNA. It is a transcript of the gene prkar1ab, whose product is annotated as protein kinase, cAMP-dependent, regulatory, type I, alpha (tissue specific extinguisher 1) b. Lineage: Eukaryota; Metazoa; Chordata; Actinopteri; Pomacentridae. Gene Ontology annotation, cellular component: cytosol; cAMP-dependent protein kinase complex. The transcript is spliced from 11 exons. The record is from RefSeq and is a predicted model, not a curated record. The coding region runs from base 161 to 1303 and encodes 380 amino acids. Gene Ontology annotation, molecular function: protein kinase A catalytic subunit binding; cAMP-dependent protein kinase inhibitor activity; cAMP binding. Gene Ontology annotation, biological process: negative regulation of cAMP-dependent protein kinase activity.